AUGUGGAUGUAUGUGUACAUGUGUUGCAGCUUCGUAAUUCAUCCCGUUUUUAGCAGUUAUAUUGAUCACGAAGAUUACAAGUUUUAUGAAGGGCAGUAUGGUUUCACGAGGUAUCGUCUACUUUUGGACAAAUACAAGAGAAACACCGCAUAUGAAAUAUGUCAGCUUUAUGGAGGAAACCUCAUUCGUCCCGACAGUAUACAAAAGCUACAACGUCUGAUUCAUCUCAACAAAGCAGUGUGGCAGUUUGAAAUGCAUCAUGAUUUCUGGAUUGACCUUGUACGUGAACCGGACACCAACACAUUCACAUGGACGUCUGACUGUACGGCUUUAGACCCAUCAACUGAUUGGCACUGCAUGCUUCCCAACUUUGACGACAAUCCCGAUAAGCUAUGCAUAGUGUCGAAACAUGGAAAUUAUUGGAAUAGUAAGAAUUGUGAUUCAGAUGCCAUGGUCAUUUGUGAAACAUUGGAAAUAGGAAAUCCCUGUUCCUAUGGUUCUUCAAUUAAAUAUCCGAUGAUCUCGAUGGAAAAUUUCACUAUAAUCACCUGUCAUGAGAAAUGUAUUUCGGAAUCAAAUUGUUGGGCAUAUACCUUCUUCCAAGAAAGUUCAUCGCCCGGGACUUGUGCCUUCCAUUAUGAUGCCAGUAAAGAGACAAACCCACUUUAUGCCGAAGCAACAACAAAACUGAAAUACUGCUAUGAUGGAGAGCUGGUGGAGGCGAUAGAUCAAACAUGGUCCAUAGGAACAAAUGGUGAUUUAGAUGUGCCCAUUUACAACUGCACAUCAAAUACCUUAACCUACUUUCAGCCUUACUACUUAUCACUUGAUCUAUAUAAUGAUACGUGUUCGACUAUGACUGUCACAAACGUGGCCACAUUAACAGUCACGGAUAUGACAACUAACAGCAUGACGGUCUUUAUAACCGAGAGUCCGACAACUGUGGUCACGACAAUAGAAAUACCGACAACUGUUUUGAUGACAACUGUUGUCAUAACAACAGAAAUACCCUCCCAACUCGUAACGACAAUAGUUUCUACUGAAGUUGCCACAACAACAGUGGAAGUUUCGACAACCAUUGCAAUCACAUCAGUCAUUCCGGCCUCUAACGUUACAAUAACGAUAACACCUUCAACCGUUCCUAUCACAACUGUGGUUUCAUCUGAAGUUAUCACAACAACGGCAGAGGUCCCGACAACGAUCACCAUUACUGAAACUCCUUCUGUUAUCAUCUCGACUGUAGCGGUCACCGUUGCUGCGACAUCAACAGUUAUAGUUCCCACAACAGUUGUUCAUUCGGAAGUUGAAACGCUUGCCACAACGGUUCUGAUGACGACUACAGUCCAUGAUAGCACAUGGAGCACCGUAUCUCCGUUAGCCUCGGCGGAAUUGUCCCAGAGGUUAGAAAACAUUGUAAAGAACCUUACGGUACCAAAGAAAAGCACAAACGCUUAUCAGCGCAAAUUGGUUUGUGCGGAAGACAGUCGUCUGUCUGCAAUGUCUUUAGGCUAUGUCGGCGUCAUGCUCCUGCUUAUUCCACUUGCAAUACUUCUCUGUUUUGACAUUCCAUCUGCAGUGGUUCAUAUCAAGAAGCUCAGGGAUUCUUUGCGGAGGUAA
Ylistrum balloti is the source of this 1617-nucleotide messenger RNA. RefSeq lists its product as uncharacterized. The coding region runs from base 1 to 1617 and encodes 538 amino acids. The transcript is spliced from 7 exons. The record is from RefSeq and is a predicted model, not a curated record. Lineage: Eukaryota; Metazoa; Mollusca; Bivalvia; Pectinida; Pectinidae.